Messenger RNA from Perkinsus marinus ATCC 50983, 1179 nucleotides. RefSeq lists its product as hypothetical. The transcript has a single exon. The record is from RefSeq and is a predicted model, not a curated record. Lineage: Eukaryota; Perkinsozoa; Perkinsida; Perkinsidae. Bases 295 to 690 code for a protein of 131 amino acids.
AACUCCUUUUUGAUCCUUCUCACUCGGCUGCCCUUCCACGAAGGUCUGCCCUUGUUGUGAAGUUCGACUACGCUAUCCACUGAAGUCUGGCUACUAGUUGUGUUGCCCAGUAACAGGCACAACAAUAAUAUGGUAAAUCGUCGGAGCUAUCAGGAACAGAAGCGGUAUUUUUUACACAUCGAUAAUCGUUCGACAGUCCAACUCCGAAUAGUAUCGUGACUUCGAGAAUUGUGAACAUGUUCUCAAUCUCGUAGUUUGUAUUCCUUUGCGGUUAUUCGUGCGCGCCUUGCGCCGAUGCAUUGCGGUAAAAUGCCAACAACGGCAAACGCCCUCGGCCUCACCCCUCUUCGAGGCGACUGUGAUCCCCUGCCGAUCUUUGAAGACCAAGACCCUUCUUUGUUGGAAGGUCAACGACGGCAUCUCAACGAAAUGUCUGCCAAUCUGAUUCAGAAUAUGAGUCUCGAGAAGGCAUCCGCCGCUGACAUUCGUCGGGCCCGUAAUUUGACACUUCUCAGUGAGCUUUAUGAGGAGGCUGCUGUCGCCUACGAUGAUGGUGACAAAAAGAAGUUACUCGAUUUGAUUGCUACUGCUGAAGAUCUAGUCGGCAGCGGUUCCCUGUAUGACCGACAGCCAAGCGAUGAUAUUGUUACUGUGGAUUCAAUGAGGGUCCUUCCUGAGGCGGAUCACUGAGGAUGACGCUACGUUAUACACAGCUCUCGACGUACACAUCCUAGCUGCAUGCUUUCUUGGGCUCUCUCAUUCCUCCUGUUCUUCUGAUACUGUAUCCUCUAUUGUCGCGAACUCUGAGAAGCUCGCAAUAGUCUGGUUAAUGCAGCAAUGCUGGCCAGAGUAAAUUAUCUCCUUCCUUCUCUUUCUCUCUCCCUUGGUUGCCCAUUACUACGAAUCGCGGUGGCGACGCAUCGCCUUAGUAGCCGUUUCCAAUAGUAGCUAUUGUUGUCCUUCCUCUGUAAGGGCUCGAGUAUUCCAGCGAGUCAUAAUCAUAAACCACUGGGAGCUUCGAUAAUCUGUUGGUGUGAAGUGACGACUGAUCUGUGACGUACACGUGGUGAGUCGGUACUUCAAUUUUUGUUGGUGAAGAAGUACUUCAUGGAUUCGUUAUAAGAUUGAUCUAACCCCCGCGCCAUUCAAGUAGCACAACGCUUGCGUUGUUUCAUAGCU